AUGGGUAUUGUUUCUUGGUUGAUAAAGAAUCAAGUUUUGGUUUCAGGGACUAAUGUGUUCUGUCAGGGCAGUAACAAAGUUGUCAAAAGAGGAAGUUUGUUUUCUGAUGCUAUAGUUUGUGAUUGUUGUCAUGUUACCUUUACUAUCACCGGGUUCGAGUCUCAUGCUGGUUGUACAAGACAUAGACCAUCCACUAGUAUCUUGUUGGAAGAUGGAAGAUCGUUGUUGGAUUGUCAAAGGGAAGCUCUGAGUUCGAGUGAUCAUAAAGGGAAUCAUUCUGUUGUCAACGAAAAUCAAAAGAAGAAUCAUUCUAUUGUCAAAGAAAAUCGAAAGAAGAAUCAUUGUGUUGUCAAAGAAAAAUCUGAAGCAAAUAAUGAUAAUGUUUGUUCUAUUUGUGGUUUUGGAGGUGACUUAGCACUAUGUGAUCGAUGCCCUUCUGCAUUCCACCUAGGUUGUUUAGGUCUCAAUCGAGUUCCAAUUGGUGAAUGGUUCUGUCCAACUUGUUGUUGCAAAAUAUGCUAUCGACCCAAAUGCAAACAAGAAUGUAAAGAUCACAAGGAUAACAAUAUUCUUGUUUGUGUUCAAUGUGAGCAAAAAUAUCACUUUGGAUGUGUAAAGGCUGUAGGAAUUGAAUUUAAUCACAUGGAGAAUUGGUUUUGCAGUGUGGUUUGUGGGAACAUGUUCUUAUGUCUAAAGAAGUUGUUAGGAAAACCAAUUAAGGUUGCAGAUAAUUUAACAUGGACAUUGGUGAAGAAUGUGAGUAGUGUUGAUGACAAGGAGUUUAAUCAAAAGGAGAGUAAGUUGAAUAUGGCUCUUGGUGUAUUGUAUGAGGGUUUUAAUCCAACUUUUGAUGCUUUAUCAGGAAGAGAGUUGAUUAAAGAUGUUGUUUUUAGCAGAGAAUCAGAACACAAUCGCUUAAACUUUUGUGGUUUCUAUAAUGUAAUUUUGGAGAAAAUGGGUGAAGUGAUUUCAGUGGCAACUGUAAGGAUUUAUGGUCAAAAGGUUGCAGAGGUAGUUUUCGUGGCCACCAAGGAACAAUAUCGACGACAAGGAAUGUGUCAUUUGUUGAUGGAUGAGAUUGAGAAACAGUUAACUCGCUUAGGAGUUGAGAAAUUACUUCUGCAUUCCUCAGAGGAUGCUAUGAACACUUGGACAAGAUCAUUUGGUUUUGCCAGGAUGGCCAGUAAAGAUAAGUGUCAGUUUAUUGAUCAUACUUUUUUAGAAUUUCAGAAUAGUACCAUGUGUCUCAAAGCACUGAAAACACCUAAAUGGCCUUGCAUUGCUUGA
This is a messenger RNA of Medicago truncatula (barrel medic), 1287 nucleotides long. Its product is annotated as increased DNA methylation 1. Lineage: Eukaryota; Viridiplantae; Streptophyta; Magnoliopsida; Fabales; Fabaceae. The transcript has a single exon. The record is from RefSeq and is a predicted model, not a curated record. Gene Ontology annotation, cellular component: nucleus. Gene Ontology annotation, biological process: negative regulation of DNA-templated transcription; regulation of transcription by RNA polymerase II. Gene Ontology annotation, molecular function: acyltransferase activity, transferring groups other than amino-acyl groups; transcription corepressor activity. Bases 1 to 1287 code for a protein of 428 amino acids.